Trematosphaeria pertusa is the source of this 1953-nucleotide messenger RNA. RefSeq lists its product as uncharacterized. The coding region runs from base 1 to 1899 and encodes 632 amino acids. The record is from RefSeq and is a predicted model, not a curated record. NCBI's taxonomy places the organism in Eukaryota, Fungi, Ascomycota, Dothideomycetes, Pleosporales, Trematosphaeriaceae. The transcript has 2 exons.
AUGGAUGCGCCCUACCAGUAUCAAGACCUUGAGUCGCCAAACGCCAUUCGCCUCAUCAAACUGUGUCGGGAAGAUGCACCCAGCGUAUCCGACGGCUAUCAGGCUGAAGCCUCGUUCACCUUCGACCUGGUCACCACCAACCUGAACGAUCCACCGCCAUAUGAGACUGUCUCCUAUGUUUGGGGUGACGGGGCUCAAGAUGCGCGCUUGGCUAUUGGAAAGAGUGGCUAUUUGAGCAUCACACAGCUCCUUGAGCGAUCCUUGGCGCAGAUAACAUCGGCUGCUGGGACGGGUUACCUAUGGAUUGACCAGAUCUGUAUCAAUCAACAAAGCACCUCGGAGAAAAACCACCAGGUCCAGAUCAUGGGCCAAAUAUACAAGCACUGCCAGCGAGUGUUGAUAUAUCUGGCGCCGGAACUAUACCCCCGCUGGGCUCGCUAUAGUCCGCUGAGAAGGGAAGAGGAACACGAUACAAAGGCCCUACAAGAAUCCAGCUUCCGGGAUAUAGUCAAACAUCUCGUGGAUUUUCAAGCUUGCCAUUUCUCCUCCGGGAAACCUCCGGAAUUGCUAGGCGCAGAUACUAUUGCUUCGAUUUAUCUCCUCUUCUUCCAUCCCUGGUUUUUCAGAGGUUGGGUUAUUCAAGAAAUGGUACUAUCUCCCAAAGCCAUGGUCUUAACUUGUGGACACGAGAUUAGCGUGGAAUUUCUGGAAUGGUUUGUGGACCGAGCAAACAGCAGCCAUUGGGCCGGCCCAGGCAAGAAGCCUCCGCUUCCCUGUGUUGAGGAUUUAAGAUGCAGAUACAAGAGAUUGGAAUUUUCGCCUGGUCACUCGCGCUUCCGGAAUAUGAUGAAGUUAAAGUCGUCCAAUAGCGCACUCCAGCUCUUGGACACAAUCUCUACAGGCAGCCAGUUUCGCCUUACAGUCGAUCAUGUAUUUGGUUUGCUCGGCAUCAUGGACUAUCUGGACCUUGCACCGAACUACUCUUUGGCCCCGCACGAGGUUUUUACCCUUACCGCAGCGAGUAUUAUCGACGCUUAUGGCACUCUCCACGUCCUCGAGCACCUACCCAGGGGGGAGGACCUCGACGCUCUACCCUCUUGGGUUCCCUACUGGCCGAGUACGGGAGUGGAGAAGACGACGUGGACGAGUGGUUACGAUACCACCAAGCUGGCAGCCUGCAGGAACCGGAAGCACAUCUUAUCGGCUGCUAGCGCCGUUCCUUACCUCCGAGUUCGAGGCAAACGAAUCGAUCGCGUAACCCGCGUUGGUGAGCGGUGGGAGGCUGCUACAAGCUACGUAACUCUUAAUAAAGCCCUCUUGGAGUGCGUAAACAACGUGGUGAACGUGGACCCCCAACUCAAUGUAGACUACGCCAUGGAAAUUCUCUUAGUGAAGCUUCACCGGGAAUUGCCCGAGCCAAUGCAGUCUUCUUUCUACCUUUUCAAAGCCGCAGCACUACCAGACUGGGGAUUGCGACUCCUAAAUUCUCCUCGGUGGUUGAUUGAAGAGUGGGAAAGCGUUAGGUUGAAGUACGAGGCCAUGGUAGAAUCGGAGAUCCAGAAACGCCCGCUUUACCCCAGUCUCAUCUCGAGUAUGCACGAAGCGUAUGAAAAGCUCGCAGAGAUGUGGGAAUCUCUAUCUCGUUGCACUCCCUUCUUGGUGGAAGGCAAACGCUGCGGUCAUGCUCAGCCGACACUGUAUAUCGAACCUGGGGAUAUUGUCUAUAUACUGCAUGGUUUGAACUGCCCCAUCAUUCUGAGGCAGAUCCAAGGUGGCGAUGCGGAUGAAAGCGGGAAGCUCGUAUAUACAGUUGUGGGUGUGUGCUACCUGGAUGGCUGCAUGAAUGGCGAAGCGGUUACCUGGGAGGAGGAUGAGGCGGAGGAAUUUCUCUUGAUAUGACACAUAAUAUUCUUGACUGUUUCGAGGAGAACGCGGUCAAGAUGGAUGCUGGGG